GGAAACAUCCUCGUUAUGUAUGGAGUAGUGAGAUACACCAAAAUGAAGACAGCCACUAACAUCUACAUCUUCAACUUGGCCCUGGCCGAUGCUUUGGCUACCAGCACUCUGCCCUUCCAGAGUGCCAAGUACCUGAUGAACACCUGGCCCUUCGGCGAGUUUCUGUGUAAAGUGAUCCUCGCCAUCGACUACUACAACAUGUUCACCAGUAUCUUCACCCUGACCAUGAUGAGCGUGGACCGCUACAUCGCUGUGUGCCACCCGGUCAGGGCCCUGGACUUUAGAACACCCGCCAAGGCCAAGAUGAUCAACGUGUGCAUCUGGAUCCUCUCCUCUGCCUUCGGAGUGCCCAUCAUGGUCAUGGCGGUUACCAAGGUGACAGACAAAGGCAAUACAGGGUGCAUGCUGCAGUUCCCUCAGCCAGACUGGUACUGGGACACGGUGACUAAGAUCUGCGUGUUCAUCUUUGCCUUCGUGGUGCCAGUCCUGGUUAUCACCAUCUGCUACGGCCUGAUGAUUCUCCGCCUGAAGAGUGUCCGUCUGCUCUCCGGCUCCAAGGAGAAAGAUCGGAAUAUGCGGCGCAUUACCCGCAUGGUCCUGGUGGUGGUGGCGGCAUUCAUAAUUUGCUGGACGCCCAUCCACAUCUUUAUCAUCCUCAGGACCAUGGUGCAGAUUGACAGCAUGAACCCCUACGUAAUCGCCAGCUGGCACCUGUGCAUUGCGCUGGGCUACAUGAACAGCAGCCUCAACCCCCUGCUUUACGCCUUCCUAGACGAGAACUUCAAGAGGUGCUUCAGGGAUUUCUGCCUGCCUUUCCGCUCCAACAUGGACCAGAGCAGCUUCUCCAGAGCCCGCAACUCCACGCGGGAGCCCACCACCGUAAACAGUGUAAAUAAUGAAAAUAAUGAGAAAAUAUUGUAUUGAAUAGUUAAAGAUGUUAAGUGAACCAGUUCCGACUGACAUUUUGGUGUACAAAGCGCUCUGUGAAUGCUAUAGGGUCCUGUGCCUUAUAAUGCCAGAAAGCCCCCUCUGUCUGCUCUCCCCUUUCACUCUCUUAGCAGGGCUGACAUGAAGUGUCAGCUUUCACACCCUACAUUUGCAUAGGGCGUGAUGUCACAUUUUCUGGCCUAUCCAGACAAAAACUCGAUUUACUCUUCCUCUAACCUAACAUAGCAGGCAUAAGUUCCCACAUCCGGUUUUCAGUGGAAAAGGAAGCUAGGUUGAAAUAGCUUUAUCCCUGAAAACCAGAUACAUCCGGUUGUUGGCAACUCUGCUAAGAGUUAUUUUCCUCUGAGUGAGUGAGCCCAGCCUGUGAGACGGCAUAUGAAUGGUAACAAUCUAGUGGAUCUAGCAAUUGUGGUUUCAUCUCGCUGUGAUAUUCACAGCUGGAUUUAGAGCUCUCAACAUGAAAAAAUACGAAAUAAUUUCAUAGAAUUGAAACAAUAACAGUCAGAGGCAGGUAUUUACAAAG
Molecule: messenger RNA, 1471 nt
Organism: Coregonus clupeaformis (lake whitefish)
Lineage: Eukaryota; Metazoa; Chordata; Actinopteri; Salmoniformes; Salmonidae
Product: delta-type opioid receptor-like
Exons: 4
Coding region: 16-924 (302 amino acids)
Biological process (GO): G protein-coupled opioid receptor signaling pathway; neuropeptide signaling pathway
Cellular component (GO): membrane; neuron projection
Molecular function (GO): neuropeptide binding; G protein-coupled enkephalin receptor activity
Source: RefSeq, a predicted model, not a curated record